Molecule: messenger RNA, 5225 nt
Organism: Salpingoeca rosetta
Lineage: Eukaryota; Choanoflagellata; Craspedida; Salpingoecidae
Exons: 45
Coding region: 1-5016 (1671 amino acids)
Molecular function (GO): protein binding
Source: RefSeq, a predicted model, not a curated record
AUGGCGAUACAACCAAACCGGAAGCUGCUCACCUCGGCGGCAGCCUUCCUGCUGUUUGCUGCCGCGCUGGUGUUUCUGCUUCGCGACAACCACGACUACCAUCAUGACCAUCACGAGGAGCAAAGCGCCCCCAUCACAGCUGCUGCGGCUGACUCGCGUUUAAGUGAUGGCCAGCCCUCGCUCCUUCAAUGCGACCACAGUGAUUCCAGGUUAAGACAGCGACACUUCUUGCCCCCAGCCCAGCAACACAAGGCGCCUGCAUUGUUGUGGUCUCAGCCGGGCAGCGGAAACACGAUGACUCGUUUGUUGAUCGAGUACGCCACCGGCUACCUUACAGGCUCACCCUAUGGUGACAAGAGCUUGCUGGAUGUGCUGCCGGGCGAAGACACGUGCGACUCAUCAGUGAUUGCGGUGAAGUUGCACCCGUUGAUCAACCCACGACGCACCAACAAGGAGGACCACUACACAGCCACCUUCAAACGGGAGCACGGCGUGUGCGACGGCGUGUCGGUGUUUGCGCGGGCCAUCAUCCUCGUACGCAACCCGCUCGACGCCAUCUGGGCAGACUACCAGCGGUUCAUCUCGGGUAGGAAGGCGGGUGUGCAAGUGGUCGGGCCAGUGAAGCACAUUGAAGUCCAGCGGGAUCCGUCCACGCGGCUACGUACCGGCGUAUACCUUGUGGAGUUUUAUGAGUCCACGCACUCCGAUGGCAUCUUCUGGUUUGUGCUUCGCCAGGACACGUUUGGAAAGCCCGGAGAGAUCAGGCCUUCCAAGUUUGAAGCCUACUCUGGCAAGACUCUGGCCACCAGCUAUGACCUCAAGGAUGCACGCAUCGUACCCCUGGCCAAGCCGCCACGCUCGUUCCAGGUCACUCUCAAGAACGGGAAGAAGCUUGUGUUCCAGCCAGAAAGCGAGUCUGCUGCGGACUGUGCAGAGUGGGUGACAGCACUCCAGAUGGCGGUGAACGGCGCUGUGACGUUCGCAGACGUGCACGAGUCUGGGCAGCUUGCCCGGCGCGCCAGCAGCAAGCAGCAGCGCCUCGCCACCGCUGAGGACAAAGAAGGCAUCGACCUGCCUGAUGACCUGCACGAGGAGUCGGAGGACGAGGAAGAAGAGACGAUGGGCGGUAUUCACGACACAUCAACACCAACACCAACACCAUCAUCAACAACCACAACAACAACACCAGCGUCAUCAACCACCGCCACCGCCACCAGCAGUAGUGGAGAGCAGCGUGUCAAGUCUGGCCCGCGCGUGACGUCGUUCCCCGCCAAACCGGUGCCGCCACACGACCCCGCCGAGGACAGCGAUGACACCGUGCAGACAGCUGGCAUGAGUGAGGACGGUCUGAGUGCACAGAUGUCGACGUUCAGCUUUGAGGAUGAUGGCAGCGACGCGAGCGCGGCUGGCGAUGAUGCAGAUGAGGAGUACAUUGAACACAUUGCCCCAGACCAGUUUGACUUUACAUCCAGGCCGCAGCGGCACGUGACGCCGUCUGGGCGGGCGCUGUACAUCAAAUGCCUCGUACAGCGCCUCGCUGACAUGGCUGCGGGAUACGCUGAGCGGGGGGCGCGAUGGGGCCACCGGUUUGGGUUUGAUGCGGAGAAGCACGUGUUCCUGCCAGAUUCGUGCCAGGCGUUUCUGAGCUCCACCUUCCGCGACACAACAGCCGAGCGCAACGUGUUGUUCAACCACGCUGUGCCCGUCAUCAAGUCGUGGGCUCGCCUCUUCAACAUCACUUUCAGUCUUGUUGACAUGCGUUGGGGCGCAAACCACGAGCUCAGCAGCGAACUCGCCAUCACAGCAUGCAUGUCCCAAGUCAAGGAGUGCGUGCGGAACAAGCGGCCGUCCACGGCGUUCAUUGCGCUGCUGACUGAUCGGUCUGGAUACCGGGUGGUGCCUGCCACCCUCUCCGCCGCCCAGAUGGCCGCUGCACUCAAGAACGAUGCUGCGAAGCCCCUUGUGCAGGCCGCAUACACACUCGACGAGAACACGGAGCCGCCCGUGUACCGCCUGCACCAUGAGCUGGGCAUCCAACACGAUGUUGAGGCGCUGCGGGAUGCGCUGAUUGGCGCCAACAUUGCGGUGCGCACGGCGACGGAGGAGGAAGUGAUCACCGCUCUCGACCACGCGCACUCUCCUGCAAGGCAAGUGCUGUGGCUGCAGCGCUCACUGGUGGAAGGCGAGGCUUCGGACGACGACGCAGACGUCUACUUUGACCUCGAACACGACGAGGAGGUGAACACGACACGCAUCUCUUCAAAGCCGGCACAGGAAAUGGCGCUCUCGACGCUGGACGAGUCGUGCCUGAUGCGGCGGCCAUUCAAGGUGAAGUGGAUCCCGGACGGUCUCGAGGACAACACCGCCUUCAUCGACUACCUCACAGAGCUGUGCGUUGAGACGACCCGCGUUGUCAUCAACCGCAUCGGCGCCUCGUUCCGCUCAGAUCUUCGCCUCGCCCUCCCCGAAUGGUGCCGCGAAGCCGUUGCUCAUGUGCAGCAUGCGCAGGAGCUUGCAGGCAACGCCGUGUCGCGGGAUGCCGUGAUGGCGCAGGUGAUGACAUAUGUCAACGCCUCGACAGCGAGCGGCCCACUGGUGGUGACGGGGCCCUCGGGGUCGGGCAAGUCGACGGUGCUGGCACAGGUCGUGACGGAGCUCGCCAAGGACGACGCAACCGCCGUCAUUGCCCGAUUCGCAGGAUUCACGGCAAAGGCCGCGUCGCUGACGCACACGCUUCGGCUGCUGACUCAGCAGUUUUUGUAUUUGGUGCACCCUGAAAUGGACAGCGAGACGAUUCCCACGGACUUUAGGGCCAUCAUCUCCGUGCUGCCACAACACCUCGCAAACCUCGCAAAACUCGACAAACGCAUCGUGCUGAUCAUCGACUCGCUUGACGAGUACGUGGACGACGAGAACCGGCUGGACGAGCGGGUUGGCCUCGCCGCGUGGUUGCCCACCGUGCUCCCAGACAACGUUCGCCUCAUCGUCUCCGCACGCGAGCACGACCGCGCGUUUGAGCAGCUGUCGGAGCUCGUGCAGGACGACGCCGUUGUCACCCUCGGACCCAUGGACGAGGCAGAGUCCAAGGCGAUGUUUGAGCGCAUUCUCUCGGAGCGCAACCGCAAACUGACGGCAGAGCAACACGACGCCGUGCACAGUGCACUCGCAUCAGCGAGCCCGCUCCCACUCGCGGUCUAUCUCCUCGCAGACACGGCGUGCGAGUGGCGGUCCAGCGACGCCGUGCCGGAGCUGACCACCUCCAUCCUGCCCAUCUUGGACGCCCGUCUGCAGUCCAUCGAGGACAAACUCGGCCAAGUCUUCGUCUCCCGCACACUCGGGUAUCUGACGUGUUCGCGCAACGGGCUCAACGCUGACGAGCUGUGCCUGAUCCUGUCUGCGGACCACGAGGUGAUGGCAUCCAUCUCGCGCCACCACCUCCCGCCCGACGGCACGCUGCCCCAACACCUCAUCUUCAUGCUCAAGAGCGCGCUUGGUGCACAGCUCAACGUCGGCACAGACGAAUCCAUCACAUGGGCGCACCACCAGUACCACCAAGCGGCCGAUCUGCGCUACCUGAGCGACGCCGCACACAAGCGCUCCCUCCAGCAGGCAGCAGGCGCCGUGCUGCUUGAGCAUCUUCGCGAGCGGAUUGUGGAGCGGGAGCGAUCUGGGCAGCCCGGCCCUCCACCGGAGCUGGAACGGUUUGCAGACGUCAUCCCUUGGCUCUUCAUGCAGGCUGGUGACCACGACGCCCUCAGGGAAACACUCAACAUCACACACAUCUUCAUGUUCCUGCAGGACUACCUGUACCAAGACGUCAACUACGAUCUCGCUGCGUACUGGCGCUUUCUCGGCGACUCCCCAGAGGACAUUGUCAGCGGCUUUGCAAACUUGCUCGACGCAGAACACCUUGACGAGGGUAAGGCGCGAUUCCUGCACGUUGGGCUGGCCGGCUACCUCUACUGCGCCGGGCACUACCAGCACGCACUCAACGUCCUCGAGCCGUGCGGCGAGUGGAGGCGGAAGCACUUGGGCGAGCACGACGACACUGCAAUGACAAUCAACUUCCAGGGCAUGUGUGCGCUUGAGCUUGGCGACCGUGCGUUGGCACUGGAGCGAUUUGAGGAAUCGCUUGAAAUGCGCCUGAAACUCGGCAAAACAAAGGAUCUGGGCAAAGCCAUUGCUGCGUCGUACAACAACAUUGCCAUCAUCCACAAGCGCGAGGGCAGAUAUGAACAGGCACUCGAAACAUACAACCAGGCGCUGGAGUUGCAGAAGAAAAUCAACCCCAACGAGGACAAUGUAUCGAUUAUGCAGAUUAUGAACAACGUUGCGAGCGUGCACUCGGUGAUGGGCAACUAUCCAAAAGCAUACGACCUCUACAAGAUGGUGGUGGACCGCAGACGAAAGUACUUUGGUCCCUCUGUGCCGUUGAGUGUGGCGCUGUUCAACCUUGGGCUGGUCGCGUUCAGGCAAGAGCGCUACGGCCUCGCACAAGAGCACAUCCAGGACUGCCUUGAAAUCCGCCUUCGCCUCCUCGGCCCAACACAUCAGAGCACGGCGUCUGCCAUGUCCAUGCGCGCACACGUCUUGCUCAAGACAAAGCAGCCACAGCAGGCCAAGGACAUGUUCCUUCGUGUGCUGCAUGUGCGGGAGAGCUCGGGCAACAAGUCCAUGCUCUGCAUGACAUAUGCCGACGUUGCCCGCGCGUGCACUGCUCUCAAGCACUUUGAAGAGGCGGAGAGUUACUUGGAGAAGAGCAAAGCGCUCUGCAGUUCUGAUCCUCUGGAUCCAAGAAACGCAGACUACGCAGAGGCCGCUGGCGAUCUUGCGUUGGCCAAAGGCGACCGCGACCAAGCGCGGGAGAUGUAUGCCGAAUGCAUCGAUUUGUACAGACACACGUAUGACGCGGACCACCCUCAAGUGCGUCGAAUCCAUGUGAAGCUUGGCUUGACAACACUGGAUGCGUCAACCGAAGUCGUCACUGACAACACCACAGCCGCGUCAGAGGCCUAGUCGUUCCACCCAGCCAAGGCGCAACAACGUGCGUUGCUGUCCUUUGCAUCCUUUUUCGCUGUCCUUCCCACUUAUCGAAGUUUGUUGAUGUUGCCCAAUAAAGAUCGACAUUGCUUGCAAGCAAGCAAAACAGCGCAGCCGUAAUUUUGCCUUUCUUUGUUUGUUUUGUUUUCCCACCACCCCACGGAUACAAGCAAGCGCCAAGCAGG